AUGAGGGUACUAACAUGGGUUUGCUUUCUAGUGUGAUCGUUUGAAGCCGGCUUGUACUUCUUGUAAGAAGUCCAAUGCAAGUCAUCUGUGUCAUUAUGAGGAAAACUUUGGAGGGUGGGAUCAGAAUGACGAUCCACGCACCCCUUCUCUCGGUACUCACCAAUCAAUGUCCAUCAUGGACAUGAAACACAGUGGUGUUAUGCACCAACAAUCGCAGAGUCAACCGUUGCCAAACCAAUAUCCACAGUUUCAGUACCAACAUGGGCCACAAGCACAAGCUCAAGCUCAACAUCCCAUGAACCAUGGUUUCCCUCCACAAGGAGUGCCACUAAAUUCUCCACCUCCACCUCCUCCGAUGUACGACUCAAGACCGUUCGCAAGUGGGCCCCCAAUGGGAAUACCGACUCCUGGUAUGUAUCCAAUGGCAGGUCAACCACCGAUGGGUUACGGUGGACCUGUUAUGAUGGAUUAUUGGAACUCUUUCCCACCUGGCCCAAAUCAGCUGCCAAGCUAUACCGCACAGUCCCGCACACCGGGUGAACUUGUCGAACCUUUAAGGCCAGUACCUCCAUUCCCAGAUGUUAUGGGUCCAUUUCCACAUCGUCCACCUUUUCAGUCACAUCUUCCACCUAUCAGCAACCAGGAACCGCAUAUUCUUUCUCCAAAUAAGCGUCAAAGAAUUGAGGUGGAACCGGAAAGCGUCAUUGAUCCAUCCUUGUUCAAACCAUAUGAACUUAUCGAUUUCCACAACAUGAUUUGUCCACAAAUGAAAAAGGUGAAGUUGGAGUGUAAUGGUCUCUUGGAAAACAAUUCCCUCUUGAAGAGGGAUAAGAUCUAUUCGAUCUUUUACUUUUACCUCAUGAAACUUGAUGCCAUACCAAGAGCUCCGCCAUCGAACAGGUUUACUCGACUGGUUCAGAAUCCUAGCUACGAAAUCGAAAGAUUUUACAGAGAACCUCAAAGCUUGGUUGAAUUCAUCAAAAAAAUUGAAGAAGUUUUACCGAAGAACAAGAUUGUCUGGUUGCUGGUGGAGAGGUUCUUUCUCGAUAUCGCACAACCUUUUUGUCCUACACUUGAGGAGAAAAAAUUUACCAAGGACUUAGCACGUGUGAUUGGUCCACCUGAGUCACCUGAAGCUGAUACCAAAUUUAACAUAUCUCUUGAUAAUAACGAAGAUUUGGUAAUCUGUUUGAAGUUGAUGUUUGUCGUUAGAAUCAUGCAAAUUUGUCUCUUGACGACGACAAGAUUGGACAAAUCUUCUGACUAUCUGCUGAAGAGCUGCAAACCAUCACAUGAGUUAGAGCUAUACAUUGAUCUAUUCUUCAACACAAUUACGAAGUUCAACGUCAGCGAUGAAACUAGGUUGAAACUCACUCUAAUGAAGGUACUUCUUUCGACAAUCUCUUUUGACGGCGUUACACCAUUGAACUUGAGUCCUUCGACAUUGAUGGCGUUGGCACUUCAGUUAAAUUUGAAUAUUGAUGGCGAAAUUGGCGACGAGGAGAAUUUAAAGCAUAUCUGGUACUACAUCUAUGUCUAUUACUUCUCCGUCUGUAUACAACACGGACUGCCAAUUUUCCUUACGGAGGAUUUUUUCAAUGUGAAACUUUCAGAAGCUGGGGUGGGUAUAGGCAAGAUCUUUAUGAAGUCAAUCAACAUCAACUAUGAAAAACAAGUUGAGGUGUUCAAAUCUGCUAGGCACUUGGUCAGCUCUUUACAUAAGCCGCACCACAAGCUAAGUGUUGGAACUGUGUGCAAGUUGUUAAAAGAGUAUGAUGAAGUAUUUGACCAACAAUUUGGAAGCUUUAACGAAAACAAGAAUGAAAUUAGUUAUAACUAUGCCGAGAAAAUCAGUCGUCUGAUGAAUUCUAUCUUGCACAACAUGACAAAGGCCAACGUUCUUGCCGUUGUUAUGUUGCAUUAUGAAAACUACCCAGAUGCUCCAAAAGGUGAAGUAGUGAAAUUCAUUAAUGAGUAUCAACAAGUGUGCUAUAACUCAUUUCAAGAAUCGCUGGACGUUUUGAAAAAUUACAACAACUAUUUCAAAUCUGGCUAUGAGUUUUAUCUCUUUGAAUUCAUAUUUAAACUUUUGGAGAGAUUGCUAAAACAUCUGCAAAGUUUCCUAUUGAGAUUUGAGUAUUUUAAAACUCCUUACUCAUCUUUACUCAAAUUCUUCUUGAGCAUCAUUGAAGAGUUAAACAAAUUCCCUGUUUUACAGCAAUAUGUUCAGCUUUGGCGUUUGCAAAACCGUGCGAAGAUCAUAUUGCAUAUAUUAAAACGUCAUCGUGAGGGCAAGAUCAAUGCAUUUGAAUUGAAAUUUGACUAUCAAGGUGAGGAGAUUGACUUUACGGGAUUCUAUUCGAGCUUCCUGACCAUUGGUACUGAAUCAUGGGAUGCGCUCGAUAAGGGCUUUGACAAGCUAAACGAACUAUGCGAUACGAAAUAUUCGAACCUCAGAUCCAAAGAUGACUUGUUUAAUGCAAUUGACUUCCCAGAGCCGGAGUUUUGUAUAAACUACUUCCACUGAGGUGG
Williopsis jadinii is the source of this 2532-nucleotide messenger RNA. RefSeq lists its product as uncharacterized. NCBI's taxonomy places the organism in Eukaryota, Fungi, Ascomycota, Saccharomycetes, Phaffomycetales, Wickerhamomycetaceae. The transcript has a single exon. The coding region runs from base 167 to 2527 and encodes 786 amino acids. The record is from RefSeq and is a predicted model, not a curated record.